GCCACAUUGAGACAUCGACUGUUGUGUUGUCGCGAUCAAGCUCAGCUCUUCAUUCCAGUUUUGUAGUGUGUAGAACUGAUGUGUUUUCAGGAGUUUGUUUGUCUUUCCUCCCAAAACUACCCAAAUUCAUUGAAGCUUGUUGGCCGAGACUUCAAAAUUUUAAAGGGACCAUGGCAUCUGGAGUUCACGCUGUCGCACUCCGGCUUAAACAGGCAAAAAAGAAGAAAUUGUUGCUGGAUCAGCAACAGCAACAGCUGGGCUUGAAGCCACCAUUGGAUAGAGUAACAAGCGUCCGCAUCGUCGAACCUAACAGAUCGGUAUAUGGAAAAUUGAAUUUCUUUCACUGCCGUACCUCGACACAAAUUAUAGGUCAUUCGAAAAGCCUCGUGUAACAUCCCACAUUUCCCAAUAAAACCUGCAAUAAUGUCGCGUCCCAUUCGCAUGUGGGGACUCUCCUCUCCUCCCAGCAUCGUCAUCCAUGCCCAUCACGUUAUCGAUCGAGGCUUGAUUGAAUAAAAAAUGAACUUCUUCCCUUCUCGAUCCAAGCCUCGCAGAUCGUGUCAAGGAUGGGAUGUUACUUCCGAUGUGUCGGGAACGGAAGGAAGGGCGAGCAAUGUGGAUCACCGACAGAUGGCCGAUAAAGCCUACCAAAAGUGGCGAAAUAAGCAAAAAAUCGCAACUUCACUUAAUGCUACAGUGUUUCGGAAAAGCUAUAUUGCUGCAGGACAAUCAAAUAAUUUCGAUACGCUUUUAUGGUUCGGUUUAACCGUUCUGUUAACGGGCACCAUAGUUAGCUUCGUCGGGCUUGGUGAAAAGGGUUUCCGGACCAGCUAUUUACGUCUCAUGGGUCCCAUCUUAUGUGGUACUGGUUUGGCAGUUGUUAUCAUUCGUAUCGGAAUUUGUUGCGUUAACGGAAGAAAAAAGGCUACCACCCAAUUUUAUAUUAGAGACCAAUUAGCAAAAGUGGUCACUGUCCAGCAGGCUGUUGCCGUCCGUUCUAUUCAGUACAAGUCUGCUGAGGGACCCCCAGGAAUUCCGUCCAUACGGAUUGAUCCAAGUUGCGAUUCUGGUAUGAUGAAAAGUAGUGUUACAGCUGGCACAGACUUAUCACCAGAGGGAAGUCCGGUGUUAUCGGGAGAAAAUGUUCCCUUGAUCGAUAUUGAAUCGGCCGAACAUACCUCUACUAGGAAUAUGACGAUAGCCGUAAUUGAAAGCGAGUGUAUAUCCAAGCCAGCCGAUGCAAGCCGUCCAGUAGACUUCACCGGAAAUUGGAGAAAAUUGCGGGAUGCUUCGAACUCGGAGUUGGCGCUGAAUCCUUCGUCCCUAGCUACGCAUGAAAAUAAAAGCUAAUCAUUAAUUUAACCGCACGAAAAAUUGCCAACCGGUCACUGAAAAAUCAUAAUUUUUAUGGUUAUGCACACGUGUGGGGUUGACUGUUUGUUAAAACUCAUAACCACAAGAAUCUCGCUUAUCAUACUCACCUUAUAUGUCGUUUGAUGUUUUGCAUUCAAGUCAAUUACUUAAUGUGCAUCCAUAAAUGCCAAAGAAAUGUUCUUUUCGUACUUACAAAUGCCGAGUUUCGCAGAAACAUUUUUUAAUGUG
Daphnia magna is the source of this 1602-nucleotide messenger RNA. RefSeq lists its product as uncharacterized. The coding region runs from base 520 to 1350 and encodes 276 amino acids. NCBI's taxonomy places the organism in Eukaryota, Metazoa, Arthropoda, Branchiopoda, Diplostraca, Daphniidae. The record is from RefSeq and is a predicted model, not a curated record. The transcript has 3 exons.